This is a messenger RNA of Punica granatum (pomegranate), 1635 nucleotides long. The record is from RefSeq and is a predicted model, not a curated record. Lineage: Eukaryota; Viridiplantae; Streptophyta; Magnoliopsida; Myrtales; Lythraceae.
AUAAAGGAUUAUGAAGUGAAAUGUAAGGUGGGAGCUGGUCUUUUCCUCAAAUGCAAAUCGAACUGCCACUUGGGCAGGGGAGGGAUCACUCGUUGCUUUUCUUUUUCUUUUUUUUUGGUUUAGUAUCACUACUUGCUUUAUCCGAGGACGAUAACCUUCGUCGGGCUUAGACAUUGCCACGCGUGCAGUAUGAUGCCACGGUGGAUUCUGAUGGUAUAUUCCUCCCAACGGAAUGCUAUAUAUGAGUAUGGGAUGUGUGGGUAUAUCUUCGCAUUUUCGUCUCCUGUCCACUUCGCCCCGUCCAACCUAAUAUCUUCGCAGCCAUGUCUGCCUUCGUCGGAAAGUAUGCAGACGAGCUGAUCAAGACCGCCAAGUACAUUGCCACCCCGGGCAGGGGCAUCCUCGCUGCGGAUGAGAGCACGGGCACCAUCGGGAAGCGCCUCUCCAGCAUCAACGUCGAUAACGUCGAGUCCAACCGCCAGGCCCUCCGGGAGCUCCUCCUCACCUCGCCCGGUGCCCUCCAGUACAUCUCCGGGGUCAUCUUCUUUGAGGAGACCCUGUACCAGAAGACCUCCGGAGGGAAGCCCUUCGUCGAGGUCCUCCAGGAGAAUGGCGUGGUCCCCGGCAUCAAGGUAGACAAGGGUACCGUGGAGCUUGCCGGCACCAACGGGGAAACUACCACCCAGGGGUUCGACUCCCUCGGGGCGCGGUGCGCCCAGUACUACAAGGUUGGGGCCCGGUUCGCCAAGUGGCGUGCUGUCCUCAAGAUCGGGCCAACCGAGCCGUCCGAGCUCUCGAUCCAGCAGAACGCCCAAGGCCUGGCCCGAUACGCCAUCAUUUGCCAGGAGAAUGGGCUCGUCCCCAUUGUUGAGCCUGAAUUGCUCACUGAUGGACCCCAUGACAUCGCGAAGUGUGCCGCCGUCACCGAGACCGUGCUGGCCGCGGUCUACAAGGCCUUGAACGACCACCACGUUCUUCUUGAAGGCACCCUCCUAAAGCCCAAUAUGGUGACCCCCGGGUCCGACAGCCCCAAGGUGGUGGCGGAGGUCAUUGCGGAAUACACUGUCAGGGUGAUGCGCCGGACCGUGCCACCAGCUGUUCCGGGGAUCGUGUUCCUGUCUGGAGGGCAGAGCGAGGAGGAGGCGACGGUGAACCUGAAUGCCAUGAACAAGCUCGAGGUUCUGAAGCCUUGGGUGCUCUCCUUCUCGUUUGGCCGGGCUCUCCAGCAGAGCACCCUCAAGACAUGGGCUGGAAAGAAGGAGAAUGUCGCCAAGGCCCAGCAGGCCUUCCUCGUCCGCUGCAAGGCCAACUCCGAUGCCACUCUAGGGAAGUACAUCGCCGGAAGCGGUGGCGAGUUGGCCUCGGAGAGUCUAUACGUGAAGGGUUACAAGUACUGAUCGACGAGCUGAUGCGCCAUGUCAGGUAGCGGCCGCCAGUGCUGCCUUGGCUUGUCCAGGGAAAAAGUAAAAGUGCAGUGACUCAAUUGUAUUAUUUAAAAACCUUUGUACUUCAUAUGUUCUUCUCCUUCCCUUCCCUUUUGGUACAUAUACUUUAUAUUGUUGCUUCACUUUAACUCUUUGGCGAUAAUCUAAACUAAAGCACUUCAUUAACAGAUGGGAAGUUGUAUUAUUCUGA